AAGUGGAUGCACCGGGGCCGGUGGCAGCAGGGAGUGCUCACCCACCCACCCACCGGCGAGAGGCAAUGAAAUAUUGCGCUCUGACAGGAUGACGGCCCGCUCGGCGCAUUGGAGAUGACACGCUCCUUCCCGGACCCAAGUGUCGGCUCUUGCUAGGCUCCGCUCUGCUGGGUGUAAACACUGUCUGGUCCUGUCGCGUCCUGUGACCUGUCUUCCGUAGUGCGAGCUGCACGGCCGAGGAACGGACGCCCGCCAGGAGAGCAUCAUGGCUGGGAAGGUGAAGUGGGUGACGGACAUCGAGAAAUCAGUGCUCAUCAACAACUUCGAGAAAAGGGGAUGGGUCCAGGUGUCUGAAAACGAAGACUGGAACUUCUACUGGAUGAGCGUCCAGACCAUCAGGAAUGUCUUCAGUGUGGACAAUGGCUACCGCCUGUCAGACGACCAGAUCGUCAACCAUUUCCCCAACCACUACGAGCUCACCAGGAAAGACCUCAUGGUCAAAAACAUCAAGAGGUACAGGAAGGAGCUGGAAAAGGAAGGAAGCCCUCUCGCUGAAAAGGACGAAAAUGGCAAAUAUGUUUACUUAGAUUUUGUACCGGUGACUUUCAUGCUCCCUGCUGACUACAACCUGUUUGUGGAGGAGUUCAGGAAAAACCCUUCCAGCACAUGGAUAAUGAAACCUUGUGGGAAAGCCCAGGGAAAGGGCAUAUUCCUCAUCAACAAGCUUUCCCAGAUCAAGAAAUGGUCACGGGACAGCAGGACCUGCACGUUUGUGGCGCCAUCUAGUGGCAAGGAGGCGUAUGUCAUCUCUCUCUACAUCGACAACCCCCUGCUCAUCGGUGGGAAGAAAUUCGACCUGCGCCUGUAUGUGCUGGUGACCACCUACCGCCCCCUGAAGUGCUACAUGUAUAAACUGGGAUUUUGCCGAUUCUGUACUGUGAAGUAUACUCCAAGCACCAGUGAGCUGGACAAUAUGUUUGUGCACCUCACGAAUGUAGCAAUACAGAAACAUGGGGACGAUUACAAUCACAUUCACGGUGGGAAGUGGACGGUCAGUAACUUGCGACUUUACCUGGAGAGCACCCGUGGUAAGGAGGUGACCGACAAGCUGUUUGAUGAUAUCCACUGGAUAAUGAUGCAGUCGCUCAAGGCUAUAGCGCCUGUAAUGAACAAUGACAAGCACUGCUUUGAGUGUUACGGUUAUGACAUCAUCAUUGAUGAUAAACUCAAGCCUUGGCUGAUUGAGGUCAACGCUUCCCCCUCGCUGACAUCAAGCACAGCCAACGACCGGAUCCUGAAGUACAACCUGAUGAACGACACGCUCAACAUCGUCACCCCGAAUGGAGAAAUCCCAGACUGCAGGUGGAAUCGCAGUCCGCAGAAGGAAGCUCUUGGAAACUAUGAACUGUUGUAUGACGAGGAGCUGGCACAGAGCGAGAACGCAGACCGCGACCUCAGGAGCCGGUCUGGACAGUCUCUGGGAUCCAAAGGCGGCAGGGCAAGCAGCAUGAGGCCAGGGCCUGCCACGUGGAAGUGACAGAUCGCAUCUGGGAAACAAGGCGCCCGCCUGCCCGCCUGCCGCUUCUUCUGGGAUGAAGAGGAGGAAAUGCAGAUCGCAGUAACUUCCAAAGAGGGCCGUGUUUACGUGGCUUUCUCUAUAAUAACAAACUGUUUUGGGUUCACUUAUUCACUUGUUUCUGCCACACUGAAAAGGCAGAGAUGACCUCAGUCUGACAGGGCAGUUAGUUAUUAGUGCAUGAAGAGCAUGAGUCCAGACCAAUUACUUUCUGCAUCACAUACUGUACUCUGGGUUAACUGCAGCUGCAUUUUUAAGUAUGUGGAACUGAAACACUAAUGAACACCAUUUUUCCUACCCAUUUAUAUAUGUUUGCACAGAUGGCAAAAUGUUAUUGUUUUGAAAAUAAUAACAAAGUUAUUUUUCUGUUCAGUACUUACGUCUGAUGUAUUGAGAAGUCGCUCUAUCACAGGUUCAACUGUUACUAAAAGACAGGUGUAUAGUUCAGCUUGAACAAUGUGGCAGCAAUGUGUAUUACUUGGACAAUACAGGACUGUGUUUGACAUUAAGGGUAACAUAAAUUCAGACUAUUGGAAAGGCAGAAAAAAAUUAAAGCAGAUUUAAAAGGCUAGGGUGCACCAUGAUAGAUUUUGGUGGACGCUGAUGCAUGAACUAA
Lepisosteus oculatus (spotted gar) is the source of this 2192-nucleotide messenger RNA. RefSeq names its product tubulin tyrosine ligase-like family, member 1 (gene ttll1). The record is from RefSeq and is a predicted model, not a curated record. NCBI's taxonomy places the organism in Eukaryota, Metazoa, Chordata, Actinopteri, Semionotiformes, Lepisosteidae. Gene Ontology annotation, biological process: microtubule cytoskeleton organization; protein polyglutamylation. Gene Ontology annotation, cellular component: cilium. Gene Ontology annotation, molecular function: tubulin-glutamic acid ligase activity; tubulin binding.